Girardinichthys multiradiatus is the source of this 2173-nucleotide messenger RNA. It is a transcript of the gene rtf2, whose product is annotated as replication termination factor 2. Lineage: Eukaryota; Metazoa; Chordata; Actinopteri; Cyprinodontiformes; Goodeidae. The record is from RefSeq and is a predicted model, not a curated record. Gene Ontology annotation, cellular component: nucleus. The transcript has 10 exons. The coding region runs from base 75 to 1040 and encodes 321 amino acids. Gene Ontology annotation, biological process: mitotic DNA replication termination; site-specific DNA replication termination at RTS1 barrier.
CACUUCCUGUCAGCGGCUGUAGUUUUGUACGUGUUAGCUCCCAGCUUUAGCUUCACUAAGAGCCAGUUUUCAAGAUGGGAUGUGAUGGCGGGACGAUUCCAAAAAGACAUGAGUUGGUGAAAGGACCAAAAAAAGUCGAAAAGGUUGACAAGAAUGCCGAACUUGCUGCCAAAUGGAAGUACUGUGCCUUGAGCCAAGAAAAACUCAGGCGGCCCAUUGUUGCAUGUGAGCUGGGCAGACUUUAUAACAAAGAUGCUAUCAUUGAAUACCUCCUGGAUAAAUCUGCUGAGAGACCAAAUGCUGAGGCUGUUACGCACAUCCGUGGCAUUAAGGAUAUAAAUGAGUUAAACUUGACUGAUAACCCUGAAUGGGAAGGAGAGAGGAGAAAUGCAAAAGGAGACAGAUAUGAGGACAUCCACUCCAGCAUGUUUAUCUGUCCUGUUGUUGGGUUGGAGAUGAAUGGAAAGCACAGGUUCUGUUACUUGCAGUCCUGUGGCUGUGUGUUUUCAGACAGGGCCCUUAAGGAGGUUAAGACCGAAAUCUGCCAUAAGUGUGGGGAUCCUUUUAAAGAUGAAGACAUAGUUGUGCUUAAUGGCACAAAGGAGGAGGUUCAGAAGCUGAAGGAGAAGAUGGAUGAGAGUCGAGCAAAGACAAAAACCAAGAAAUCAAAGAAGAGCAAGGCAGUUGAAACUGUGUCUACACUCGCUGAAUCCCAAGUGCAUUAUCCCACUGGGAGUAGCCAUCAGGAGAUGCAGCAACAGUACUCAGAAGAUGCCCAGCCUCCACCAGUGGUGGUAUCUGGGGGGAAACCACAACAAAAUGGAGAUGAAAGCAGCCAAUCAGCUGUGGCUGGACCUUCCGGUGCCUCCAGCUCAUCUAAAGGCUCUAAAUCCUCCACGGCUCCAGCCACCAAGAGGUCCUUUCAAGACAUGAAGGAAAAGUCUGAGGUUUUCAAAUCCCUCUUCACCACACACAGCUCUGCUAAGCGUUCCAAAGACCAGACAUCCAACUGGGUCACUCACACACCUUAUCACUUUUAGCAGCUUUUGCUAAGUGCAGAAUAUGGGGAGGGGGAUUUGUUGUUUGUUUUGGAAUCCAUUAAAUAUGAAUCUCAUUCGGUAAACACAACACACGCAUCACUCAGCCUACCUUUUAAUAAAGUCACCAGGGUGUCAACUCAUUCCCAGUUUGCUUGUUCAGUUCCCAGUAGCUCCUUGUUUACAUGCUGCCAACAUUUUGUAAACCCCUCCCCAAACAUCUCAGACUUUGUUUUGUAACUAUAUGUCUAAUGCAAUCCUCUCAUGUAUUUCUCCACACCUCUGUAUCAGGUGGCAGGUAACUUGAGAAUUGCUGGCUUGUCUAAGUCAUCCCCUUUGGGUGUGUGUUGUUCUAUUGUCCUCUAAUAUCCAAAACGCAGCUCCUUCAAUUAAUGUCUAUAUGAAUAAAGCUUUUAAAAUUCUGAUAAAAAAUAUUGAUGCUAACUGGAAAAUAGCCAGUAGUAUGCCUUUGAAACGUAGCUUGUUCUGGUUUAUACCUUUCUGCAGUAACUGAUUUUAUUUAAACACAUUAGAUUAAGAUUUUCUUCUUCUUAAAAUAAUAUAACAUUGUCCCUGUUUCUGUAGAAUGUUUUUUUUUUUUUUUUGCUUUUAAAUUUUUUUUUAUUUCCUUUAAUUUCUUUCUCUAGUUCAUUACAAAGAAGGUUGAGAACAUUAGGGUGCUUCAAAGUUUUCAACGCAUAUUAAAGAAUCUCAUGUGUGUAAAUAAACAUAAGUCCUCCCAACACAAACUGAAAGCUGUAAUGUGAGACGUGAUGAUGGGAAAUUUAUUUAAGUCCUGGUUUUUAGUUUCAAGCAUCAGAGGGGUUAGUAAUUUGUUUCUUCUUCAAACAAUGGUCUUCUCUUUGUCUAUUUAUUUUUCUGUGCCUUUGUAGAUGAACUUUGAUGUGAAAAGUAAAAGUCUGUUACAAAUUUAGCACUCUUCUCCAGGCAAUCUUUUUUUUAAUCCAAUUAAAUAUACUUUGAUUUUCAUUUUUGCAAAUUAUCUCUUUAUUGCAUGUAGGAAACAGAUGUCACAAUAAGUUUUUAUUUAAUCAGAUUCAUUUUUUUCCUGUAAUGAUUUCCUCACGCUCUCUACUCUGUACUGUGCAUACUGGGAAGUAAAAUGCUUAACAAGU